Messenger RNA from Geosmithia morbida, 2691 nucleotides. RefSeq names its product uridine nucleosidase. Gene Ontology annotation, molecular function: purine nucleosidase activity. NCBI's taxonomy places the organism in Eukaryota, Fungi, Ascomycota, Sordariomycetes, Hypocreales, Bionectriaceae. The annotation marks the transcript as partial. Gene Ontology annotation, biological process: purine nucleoside catabolic process. The transcript is spliced from 5 exons. Gene Ontology annotation, cellular component: cytosol. The record is from RefSeq and is a predicted model, not a curated record.
AAGCUGAUGCUAGCCUCAUCGGCCAAGCCGAAGACUUCAAAAGAUGGACCCUCACCCCCAUCUGCAUCGUCAUCCGGCGGAGAAGGCUCACUUGGUUCCCGGCAACGCGCAAAUAUACCCAUGACGCCGAGAUCCGUCUCUGGAGCACAGUCAAAUUUUGUGCGACAACUUGCCGAGCGAAACGGAGCAACCCAUCCUCAAAAAAGAUUCAAGACGUCUGCCCCCAAGGGCGUCAAAUUAGCAUCCGGCUAUGUUGAUCGCACCAUGGAGCGAGAAAACAAAGGAAUAGAUAAUCGAGAAGAGCGUCUGAAGGCUCUAGAGGAGUUAUACAAAAAAGAGGAGAUUGACAAGGAGACUUUUGGGAAACUCAGGCUCGAUAUCGCUGGCGGCGAGUUGAAGAGCACCCAUCUCGUCAAGGGCCUCGACUUCAAGCUCUUGCAAAGAAUACGGCAGGGUGAAAACAUAUACGAAUCAAAUACAAAGGACAAUGCAGAAAACGAAGACCAUGUGGAGCAAGAAGAUCCCGAGGCAAAGCUUGACGACGAAUUCGACAAUAUUGAACAACAGGAGAUUGAAGCUGUCGAAAAGAAAAAGAGCAAGGAGAAAAAGAAAGGCCAGCUGUCCACUGUUCCCCUGGCGCCAGGAAAGAAACGGACCCGCGACCAGAUAUUGGCAGAGCUCAAGGCAUCCAGGGCGGCGGCCAAGGCGAAACAGGAACCAGCACUGGGCAACCAUUUUCGGAAGAUUGGUGCCAAGCAACAAGCAGGAUCUCGGAUUGAGAUGGACAGCAGGGGCCGAGAGGUGCUUAUUGUUGUGGAUGAGGAUGGUCACGAGAAACGCAAAGUCCGCAAGAUACAGAAUGGACAGGCCGACGAGGAAAAGAGCAAUCUCUUGAUGCCGAGUAAGGACGCGAAACCCUUGGGAAUGGAGGUCCCGGAGCAGUAUCGGAAACAGGAGGAAACCGGAGAUGAUAUGAACAUUGACAUAUUCGAUGACGUCGGUGACGACUAUGAUCCUCUUGCGGGCGUAAAAGUUUCCGAUUCGGAGGAUUCUGAUUCUGACAAGGACGAUGAGGACAAGAAAAGGGACAAGCCUGAACCUUCAGAGGUCGCGGAAGAGGGCGAGAUACCCGAGGCCAUCUCCAAAGAGGAUGUGAUGCCUCCACCACCGAAACCCACGUCUACAAAUCGCAACUACUUCCAUAACUCGAACACGGGUUUGGUUUCGGAAGAAGCUAUCAAAACACCUUCUAUGUCCGAUCCUGCAAUCAUGGCCGCUAUCAAGAGAGCAGCUGCCCUCAACCCGAUAUCCAAACAAGACGGUGACGAUGACGACGGCGAUGGGAAAAUCUCUCAGGAGAAGAAGGCCAGGGAAGAGCGACGGAAGCGGAUGCUCGAGGGCUCUAGGAGGGACGAGGAAGAUCUCGAUAUGGGCUUCGGUACAAGCAGGUUUGAGGACGAGGAGGACUUUGAUGAUCAGAAUACGAAGCUUUCAGUCUGGGGCAAUGGAGGGCAGGAGGGGUCAAAAGGAGGAAAGGCCAAGAGGAAAAGAGGGCCAAAGAAGCGGAAGGGCAAUGCCAAUGAUGCCAACGAUGUGCUUCGAGACGCAUUUGCUAUUCUCCUGGCAGCUUACCACCCGCGCAUCAAGCUACUUGGUAUCUCGUGCAUCUUUGGAAAUGCUUCGCUCGAAAACACGACCCACAAUGCGGCCUCUAUUCUCACAGCCAUCGGCAAGGCCAAGGAGGUUCCCCUCUACGUCGGGCUAGACAAAGCGCUGGAGCGUCCGGCUCUACAUGCUCCGACUGACAUCCACGGCAUUACUGGUCUCGACGGAACCGACCUGUUGCCCGAGCCGGAGUGUACGCCCUCGUCGGUUCCCGCCGUCCAGGCCAUGGCUGAGGCGCUCAAGGCCCAGCCGGAAGGAACGGCGUGGAUCGUUGCGACGGGUGCACUUAGCAACGUCGGUGCCCUGAUGCGCAAGCACCCAGAUCUCGCGUCGCACAUUGCCGGGCUGAGCCUGAUGGGCGGUGCCAUCGGUGGCGGGUUUUCAGACGCUCCAUUGGGCCGCGUUAAUGGUGUGGAGCGCAUCGGCAACUGGACGCCCUACGCUGAGUUUAACAUCUUCGUGGACCCGGAGGCUGCGUCUGAGAUUUUCAGCAACCCCGUCAUCGCAACCAAGACAUCCAUUGUGCCCCUCGACCUAAGCCACCAGGUCCUGGCCACGGAAAAGGUCCGCGAUGUCCUCCUUCACGGAAAGGAGGCUAAGGGAGACGAGGGAGACGGCAAGGCCAACACGAAAUUGCGCCACAUGCUUGUAGAACUCUUGUACUACUUUUCCCAGACAUAUUCUACCCAAUUCGGCAUUACUGAAGGGCCUCCUCUGCAUGAUCCUCUGGCUGUUGCUCUGGUUCUCACCGGAACCGAGGACGAGAUACCCUUCUAUGACUGGAACGAAGCAAAGAGCACCCACCCCAAGCACGACGAGCGCUUUGAGGUGACCAUCGUGACCGAGGGCACCUUCGAUGAGGCCAGAGCAGGCAAGGCUGAGACUGGCCGCACAAUCGCCAAGGAGCUUCCUCCGGGACAGCCCGGUGUCCGAAUUCCCCGGGGCUGCGACACCGCCAAGUUCUGGGCAGUGAUUGAGGAUUGUAUCGAAAAGGCGGACGAGGUGAACCGAGGCCUAGGAAGGUAG